Molecule: messenger RNA, 174 nt
Organism: Funneliformis geosporum
Lineage: Eukaryota; Fungi; Glomeromycota; Glomeromycetes; Glomerales; Glomeraceae
Source: the annotation of a GenBank genome assembly
AUGCAUAAUACAUUUGAAUAUGCGUAUGGCUAUCAAAUAUUCGCAUAUUAUACAAAUGGCAAAUCAACAUCAAUAUCAAUAUUCUCGUACGGAGACAUUAUUUUUGACAUUCACCGACAGGAUCAUUUAGCCCAGUUACGACAUGAUCAUUUCACUGACAGUUUAUUUUUAUGA